AUGUAUCUACUCUCACUUUUCCUUGCGUUGGCCCUGAGGCCACUGCUCGUGUUUGCUACUUGGGGAUAUACAGAUGACGGGUCAAAUUAUGUGAUUGAUGUCGGGUCGAAGCUUGUCUUCAAGGUUUCCAAAACUAAUGGGGAUAUCAACUCGAUCGUAUACAGAGGGACAGAGUACCAAGGUUACUCCGGCAAGAACUCCCACAUCCAGUCAGGCCUUGGGAGAAGUACUGUUACCAUAGCAUCUCAUACAAGCCCGGCGAACCUUCUCAUGGUCACUAUCACAUAUGGCACCCUGGUUCACUACAUAGUAGCAAGAUCUGGCCAGAACGAUAUCUACCUUCUCACCAACAAAGGUGAUGCGUCAGUAGCAGCCUUAAGAUUCAUUCUUCGUCUGAAGCCAAAUAUCUUCCCCCACGAUCUUUCCACACCGGACUUUUACGAUAACGUCGGCGCUACCGUUGAAGCCUCAGAUGUCGUUCGGAAUUCAAAUGGGUAUACCAAGAGCAAACACUACCAAGGCAGCAACUAUGGAAGAGUAAUGGACUUUGACUACGUCGGAAAAACCACUGGCAAAGUCGGCGUCUGGCUCAUCCGCUCCAACCACGAGAAAGCCUCUGGCGGACCCAACGUCGCCGAAGACCUCUACGAGAUUCUCUUCUACAGCAUGUGCCACACCGAUCCCGAGAGAUGGGGCUUGCACGGCCCCUAUGUUCUCUCUUUCACCGAUGGCGACACACCAAAAAAGGAGCUAUUUGCCCGGAAUCCGAACUGGUCCUGGUUCGACACACUCGGAAUUAAGGGAUGGGUCGCGGACUCCGCACGCGGUUAUGUUGCCGGCAUUGGCAUCGCGAAUAUGAAGAGUGGGCACACGUAUACUGUUGCGCUGUCCAACGCGGAUUAUCAGUACUGGGGGGUCGCAGCAAGUGGCCGUGGUGCCUACACUAUUAAGAGGGUCGUUCCGGGGACCUAUAAGCUCACGGUGUACAAGGGGGAAUAUGGUGUUUAUACUACCAGCGUUUCGGUUAAUGCCGGGUCUGCUACUGCAUUGCACACAAUUACGCCAGAUUCUGAUCCUUCUGACGUUGCGGCGAUUUGGAGAAUCGUACAUUCAAUUAACAAUCCACAGCCUACAUACAUGCACCCCAGUGAUCCUCGGCUCUCCUCCUGGGGCCCUGAAGAUUUCACUGUCGGCAAAACUGCAAUCAGCAGCUUCCCAGGUUACAUGUGGAAAGACGUGAAUAACGACCACCUUGUCUACUUCAAGCUCACAGCAGGACAAAUAGCCUCCGCAAAGACUAUACGUAUCGGAAUCACAGAAGCGUACGCCAACGGCCGACCUACCAUCGCUGUUAACGGUUGGACCUCUCCACUCCCGUCUGCAUCUACACAGGGCAGUACCAGGAGUUUGACUGUGGGGACGUAUAGGGGAAAUAAUCAUAUUUAUAGCUUUACCGUCCCAGCAUCCGCAUUCCUGACGGAUGUUACUCAGUGGAACAUCCUAAAGAUUACAAUUAUAAGUGGGAGUGGAAAUACCGGAUACCUGAGCGCUGGGAUUUCGAUUGAUUGUGUGGAUCUUUAUUAG
Molecule: messenger RNA, 1584 nt
Organism: Tuber melanosporum (Perigord truffle)
Lineage: Eukaryota; Fungi; Ascomycota; Pezizomycetes; Pezizales; Tuberaceae
Exons: 7
Coding region: 1-1584 (527 amino acids)
Biological process (GO): pectin catabolic process
Molecular function (GO): carbohydrate binding; carbon-oxygen lyase activity, acting on polysaccharides
Source: RefSeq, a predicted model, not a curated record